AUGAGAGCGCAGACACAGACUGUGGAUUAUAAAGUUAUGUUCACCAAUGAGAGCGCUGGCCCUUUUCCCCUCUUUUUAAGAGUAGGUAUCCAGGGUGCAUCUUCAACAAAAGAAGAUCGUCCUAAAUCUCUACCUUGCGGCACCCCAAAUGCAAACCCCUCCAAUCUCAAGCAAUUGCUCGUUUCCAGAUUGUUCGUCAAGAAGUGUCUGGGUUGCUCGGAACGGGUGACUCCGGAAGAGCUGGUUAUGCGCGCCAGCGACAACAUAUUUCACCUGCGAUGCUUCGUUUGCGUGGUGUGCGGCAUCAGGCUGCAAAAGGGCGACUUGUACGUCAUCAAGCAAGGCCAACUGUUCUGCCGAGCAGACUACGAGAAGGAAGUCGAGAUGAUGCAAGGAUUCGGGUACGGUGAAUUCAUUUGCGAGGAUCUACUGCAAUCGCCGAGAUCCCACGACGGCAGAAGGGGCCCGAAAAGGCCUCGCACGAUAUUGACGACGUCACAAAGAAGAGCCUUCAAGGCCUCCUUUGAAGUCAGUCCGAAACCUUGCCGCAAAGUCCGAGAAACUUUGGCCAAAGAUACCGGACUCAGCGUACGAAUAGUUCAAGUUUGGUUCCAAAACCAGCGCGCGAAAAUCAAGAAGAUCCAAAAGAAAGCCCGACAGGAUAACAAAGUGGCCAAAGAUCCGGAAAACGAUGAAAAGAAGUUCAAUGUGAAAGAGGAGGAUCCCAGUCCCAGAUCAACUCCUUUCUUCAACGACAGCUGCAGCGACACUGAUACCACAGCAGGAGACGAUGCCUCCUUACAAACACCAUCAAGAGACCACCAUUUUAUCAGCAUAAAAGAAGAAAUCGAAAACGACAAUCCAUUUUUCAAAAGCAGCGCCAACUUGGCCCUCCACGCAUUCACAGGUCUAGAAGUGGGCAAAAGAAGGGACAAAAACUACCUGGGCAUAUCUUUUCCAUCGGUUCUGGAUUCCGGACAAGCCCAUCUGUUCUUGAACCCACCGGUGGCCCAUCAAAAUCCACCGCAAACCCAACCGGGGCUAAACCCCAUUGACCGAUUGUAUUCCAUGCAGAAUUCGUAUUUUUGCGCUGAAGAUCCGCCUAUGGAACCUUAA
Brassicogethes aeneus is the source of this 1116-nucleotide messenger RNA. NCBI's taxonomy places the organism in Eukaryota, Metazoa, Arthropoda, Insecta, Coleoptera, Nitidulidae. The record is from the annotation of a GenBank genome assembly.